AUGGCCCUGCUGACGGACCUUGGGCAGUUUGUUGCACAGCAUCCUUAUGUGGUGCUGUGCCUACUGCUGGUUUCUUUCUUCUCUGGCCGUUCGAUCUAUAGAUUAUACUUCCAUCCCCUUGCGAAAUUUCCUGGUCCGAAGCUGGCGGCAGUCACGCUCUGGUACGAAUACUAUUAUGAUGGAAUCAAGGGCGGCCAGUAUACCUUUGAGAUUCUGCGCAUGCACGAGAAAUAUGGCUCCCUGGAGUGGGUUAAACAAAUCCCCGAGUCUCACAGCCUAUUCGGAACAUCGGAUCAUGAUCAUCACCGACUACGCCGUUCCGCCCUCAGGCGAUUCUUCUCGAAAGCGUCUAUCACACAACUAGAACCACUUAUCGCGAAGAAGAUUCGGGACAUGUGCGCCAUCAUUGAAACCCAUGCAGGCACUGGUAAACCUGUCGCCAUAUCGGAGGCAUUCAGCUGUCUUUCGAGCGAUAUCGCUACGGAAUAUGCCUUUGGACGAAGCACGAACUUCAUUUCCCCUGACAACCCAAAGUUCGAGAAGAAUUUCCGCCGUACCAUCGAGACUGGUUCAAUGGUGGCGACACAUUCGAAGCAGUUCCCGUGGAUCCGGCCUCUGUCUAAGAUGAUACCGAUCGCCCAGGGGGUCGGAGAGCAGGUGAAAGCUCUCAUGGACAGAACGGCUAGCGGGAAAGAAGAGGGAGGCAACACCAUCUUUCAUGAGCUCCUUUCGGGACAGCUUCCUCCCCAGGAAAAAACCUUUAAACGACUCGAAGAGGAAGGCCAAUUAAUCGUUGGCGCUGGAACCGAAACAGUGGGAUGGGGUACGUCUUGUCCAACCCAGCAGUCAUACAUGUCUCUAAACCAUAUUGCAGCUCUUUCCGUGACGAUAUUUUAUCUUUUAUCCCAACCAGAAACUUUCGCCAAGUUGCGCGGGGAGCUUGAGGAGGCUAUCCCAGACCCAUCCAUCCUUCCGCCGGUAACGGUAUUGGAGAAUCUUCCCUAUUUGAUAAGUACCCCUAUUCCUCCUGUCGCAGUCAUCGCAGAAGGAUUGCGCUUAUCGUACGGAGUUGUCUCCCGUUCUCAGCGCAUCUCGCCUCAUGAACCGCUCAUAUUCAAGCCGGGACCGAAUUACCAGAAAGGCUGUACUGAAUAUGUGAUUCCUCCCGGACAGCCCGUGGGAAUGUCCUGUUAUAUAACUCAUCAUGACCCCGAAUUGUUCCCGGAUUCCCGCAAUUUCAAGCCUGAGCGGUGGCUGGACAACGAGGGGAAACGACAUCGGCAUCUAGACCCUUAUUUGAUGUCGUUCUCCAAAGGUUCCCGGCAAUGUAUUGGCAUUAAUCUUGCAUAUGCAGAGUUGUAUCUUGUGAUGUCGGCGGUGAUUAGAAUUUUUGGCGAUCGUUUUAAGCUGUUCGAAACUACACUGAAAGAGGUGGAAGCCAAAAGUGACUAUUUCUUACCGAUUCCCGAGAGCGAGAAGGGAAUUCGGGUUCUGGUGCGAGCAAAGUGA
Molecule: messenger RNA, 1509 nt
Organism: Uncinocarpus reesii 1704
Lineage: Eukaryota; Fungi; Ascomycota; Eurotiomycetes; Onygenales; Onygenaceae
Exons: 6
Coding region: 1-1509 (502 amino acids)
Molecular function (GO): monooxygenase activity; oxidoreductase activity, acting on paired donors, with incorporation or reduction of molecular oxygen; iron ion binding
Source: RefSeq, a predicted model, not a curated record